This is a messenger RNA of Cladocopium goreaui, 4480 nucleotides long. The record is from the annotation of a GenBank genome assembly. NCBI's taxonomy places the organism in Eukaryota, Dinophyceae, Suessiales, Symbiodiniaceae.
AUGGACACCCAGAUCGGUUACUUCCACGAGUUGUUGAUCGGCAGGCACGAUCCAAGCCGACUCCCAGCUCAGGCUCGAUGGGCUGGACGUGGAUUCACUGAGAGCUGUCGAGCAGUGGAGGCCACAGUGGCGAUGAAAAUGCCGAGGAAUCUCAGGCACGUGUUUGAAGAUGACGACUCAUCAAGCGACGAGAAAGUGGAUCCUGCCACUUCAGAGAAGGCACAGGAAAAAACACACGGUGAUAGGAUGCGAGCUGCAAUGCCUCCUGCCUCAGAGAGAGGCCAAAGUUGCGAGGAUGCGACGCAGGUAUUUCUUGAAUCUCCAUUUGAGUGGUGCCUCGAGCAUGAACGGUCCUUGUUGCAGUCGUCCAAUGGUGAUCUUCCUGAUGAGCGAGACUCUGGAAACUGCAAUGGCAAAGCCACUGCGGCAGGUGCCUCCUCACUUGCUGAGGCUCUCCAAGCUGCGCGGAUCCCGCGAUUGGUGGAGGUCAAGCCAUGUUCCGAGCUUCGGCGAUUGUUGGCACAGGAAGUUGGGCUACCCACCUGUGUUGCUGCGAGCAACAAGCUGGUGGGAGUUGGAACUUUAAGGGGAGCCGUCGUCCUCUUGGACAACAAAUUGCAGGAUGUACCCAAGGACAACAAGCCUCAAGUUUUGAGUCCAGGAGAGGAAGCUUCAGCAGUGACUUCAGCAGCUUUCUCGAUCGACGGUGGAAGCUUGCUGGUUGGCCACAAGAGCGGACAGUUGGCACUGUGGGAUUUGGCUUCACAGAAAGUUGCAUGCGUUGUGCAAGAUGUUCAUUCCUCACCAGUGCUUUCAUUGGCAUUUUGCCGCCCUAGUUGGCAGUAUGCACUCUCUGCAGAUGCAAAAGGAAGUGUCUACUUCAUUAGCUUUUUCACUGGCACAUUCGGCCGUCUGGACUUUGAGAAGCAGCUGCUUCUGGAGCAAUCCUCGAGCAUUGGAGUCACACUGCGAGUAUUGCCUCUUCAGGUGUCAUCGCAGCAGAAUCAUCCUGCAGAUACUCACUGCCUGGUUGCCCUUUGUGCGAGCAGUGCCACGGUAUUGCUUACUUUGCACCCGAGUGCCAGCGUUGUCCAGAAGAUUCAGUACAAUGCCAAAGAUGCUUCAUGGGUUCCUGAUGCUACAUGGCUUCGCAUGGAAUCCCAGGACUGGACGCAAUCUCCACAGGCAGAGGUAGUCGACCCUCAGCUCUGCGUUGCCUAUGGCCAGACGAUCCACAUCAUGCGGGUCAGCUAUGGCAUGAACGAGGUCAAGGGCAAGGAAGAGUUCAAAGUCUCCUUAUUAGGCCGGUACAGCUGGGGAUUUCCAAUCCGCGGCUUGGUCUCCUUCAAUGACAGUGUCAUUGGAGUCCUUGAUGGUACAAACAGGCUGAGUGUGGUGCAGUUGCCACAUGCGGAAGUGAAGCCAGCUACUGGGACUGUGCCGCUCUCCGCAGUGCACUCUGAGGACACCACCAACUGGUCCUUGGUUUUCCACACCACACCCGUGGAUGGGAGAGAGAUGCGUUCACAUCAUGGAGCCCUUGGUGUGUUUCGUGGUCGCUCUAGAACUCUCUACAUCUGCGGAAUGAAGGAGGUCUGGAGCUUUCAGAUUGGUAGAUGGGGCCAACACAUUGAAUCCGUGGUUGCAAGGAAUGAUUGGUCGACAGCGUUGGAUGUGCUUUUAGCCCUGCGUCGGGGAAGCCUUCCACCUUUGCUUGACUUUCCGCAUGCGACAACACCUCGUCAGAAAGCUGUGGAGUCACGCAUCACUCAGGUCAUUCAGUCGUACUUGGUGAACACAUUGCGACCAGAUGCCGCACGCUUUCAGGUCCGGCAGAUUUGCUUUACAGCCAUCAACGUUUGCAUCGAGGCUGAGCUCUGGCCUGUGCUGUACAAGACGGUUUUCGAGUGUUUCAAGGCCACGGGACACAUGAACGUCUACUGCACCGCACUGGAGCCCUUCAUCGUGCAUGGAAGGAUCCCUAGGAAGGAAAUGGACUCGGAGGUGUUGUCAAGCAUUCUACAGUCCUACGCCCUUCCUUUGGAAGAAGAGGAGCAGGCCUCACAUCAGGCCAUCCAGGAUGGUUCGGGUGGUUCGGAUAUUCUGUUCAGAGACCUCGAUCAUUUCCCGAACUUAUUUCCAGUGGCGCGGAGGCUUCAACAGCUCGUGCUUUGUGUGGACGUGUCGAGAUUGGACCUAAAUCUGGCGAUCCGCUUGUUCACACAACACAGGUUGUGGACCGCACUGGUCCAUGUGUAUUGUGCGCUUGGGGACUUUGUUUCUCCCUUGGAGCUCCUGGUGGGUGAAUGCACCCAGCUGGCAAAGCGUUGCUCCUCGGGAGACCUGCCUGAAGAGGCACCCUUGCUGCAGUGCCUUCUAGUUCGAAAGUUGUUUUUCUUUAUAUACAGAUGCUUUGAGCUGCGAGCCUUUCCCCUGGAACCAAAGGAUGCUCUGGGUUUGGUACAGCCUGGCCCCAAUGCCAUUGUAGAUUUGCUCGCCUGCAUUUUCAAAACCUCUGAUCCAUCCAAGGCUCCUCCCAUGUUCCUCCGCCUGCUGCGGCUUUCAUUUUUGGGAUUCUUCAACACCCUGUCAGCUCUCUUCACAUCGCCUUCAGCAAGUCGCGCUAUGCAAGACCAAGCUGCAGCGGGAAAGAUUUCGUGGUGGAAGGACACCCAGCAAGGAUCACUGCUGAAGGCUCUGUUUGAGCUCAUUCAGUCAUCCUUGGAGGCUGCCAAGACGCAGAGUGCAGAGGAAGGCAACCCACUUCCCGCACAUGCUGAAAAGGAGUUCCUGUGGUUUGUUGCAAAAUCUCUCCCUCGAGCAAGGGCUCAGCUGCCCAUCCAGAAAGUGAUGCAGGUGGUGGAUCACGUACUCUGCUCACAAGGCUCACAAGGUCGUCAGAGAAAAGUUGAGCAGCUCCUGAUUGGCGUUCUCUCAAAUCAGGAGAGUUUUGAUGAUGAACAUUCUGCUGCAGUCAUCAACAAGGCCAUGAAUGGCUUCUGGGGCUUGGCCUCAUGGCUCCAUGAGAGGAGUGGAGAAUACGGGAAAGCGUUGGAUUGCAGAUUGCAGGAUCCCGAGCUCCGGGAGCAAAUCUUUGAAUACAUCAUAGCAAAGUUGGCAGAGGAGUUGAACCCGGCCCUCAUUGAAGCAACGCUGCACCGGCUGCAGGCUUUAGUGGAGGUCGACAACGAACUUUGCUCCCUCAUGUUGUGUGAGCAGUUUGCCAAUGUGCCUGAUCACUCAACUGUGCUUGACAGUUUGAAACCUUAUCCUCAGAUGGAGAUGAGAUACUUGGAGGCCCUGCUCCUUCGAUGGACGGGUGCAGCUGACCGCCAGGCAUUUUUCAACAUGCACGUUGUGCGCUACAUAGAUCUGCUGUGCCAGCAUUGCCCUUCAGCUGUUCUGCCCUUCAUCCUGGAGAAUGAGGCGCUACCAUUGAGGGAGUGCUUGGAGCUGUGCGGCAGGUAUCGAGUGACCGAUGCGUCCGUGCACUUGUUGGAGCGGACUGGUGACUUUGCCAGCGUGCUCCAGUUAAUGCUGAGCGACUAUCAGGAAGCCAUUGACAAGCUGUGUGCGUGCUUCAAUGGCCAAGGAGACCGAACGAUUGUCUCGAAAGCAGUGAAGCGACUCCUGGGCCACGGCCACGGCGGCCAGGACUCCGCUGUCCGUUCUGCAGAGGCUUGGUGGGAAGGAUUUGCGGAGGCGCAGAAAUGCGUGAACCUCCUUCAGAAUGUCUAUGACUUGAGCUCCAGGAACUCGAACAUCAUGACAGAGGUACAGUUGGAGGAGCUUUGGUUCGGCAUUCUGGGCUUCACUGUGCGGAAGCAGGAAAGCCUGCCUGAAUCUGCAGCAUCAGAACGUCGAAAAACUGGACUUGGUCUUGCUUUGCGUGAGUUAGCUGCAAAGGCCAUGGCAGGUGUCCUGGCGUACUUGUCACUGCCACGGUGUCUAAAAUGGAUCUGUGCUGAAUUUGGCCAAUCCACCUUGGGCAUCUGGAAGGAGCCUUUGCAGAGCAUGCUUUCUGGCCUUGGCUUUCAACAAGGACUUCUGCAGGCAGCUGCAUCUGUUGCUGCUCAGGAUGUCAUGAAACCCUUCGUGGUGCUCAAGAUGUGUGGAAGUCGUGGUGCCUUGGUGUCACCGAGGACUGCUGCAGUGGGCGUCGGAAGCCUGGAACGGAGCCUGGAAUGGGUUGUAGUCAUAGUUAUAGUUAUAGCUAUAGUAUGAUGUUAUAGUUGUAGAGGUGGUGGCUUCACUACUGGUGCCUUUGGGCCCAAGAAGAAAAUGAAGAACUUUGUGCUUUGCAGGGUGGUUUGGUGAAGGUUCCGCUGGUAUCUCCGAUCAAGGCGCGUGCUGGAGGCUUCUCUGGAAGGCUCUCGGUGAACGUCCGGAAGCUACAAACAGAUCCAGCGAUGAGAAAAAGAUACCGCUCUUGCAGCAGUGUUUGUGUGGACGUUGACAAGGUAGCGAGUACUUGUUCCCC